CUUCAUCACAAGACUUUUGUCAAGUGACAACGUAAUUUUGUUUUGAUUAAAAGGCACUUUAAUUCUACUUAAAAUUCUACAAGAAUAUCUCUCAUCAUUAGCCGCUCCAAAACAAAGAAUCCCAAAAAUUCGGCGACGAUCUUUUGGAUCGCGCCCAAAAAAAUAUGAAGGUAUUUUGACACAUUUUUGACAUUUUUUUGCAAGCGAAAUUGUCGAGUACUCAAACGUUUGUUAAAUUCUAGAGUCACAAGAAAAUUACUGUGCCGGGUAAAGGUCCGCAAAAAGAGCAGGAUCCAGCUUUAAAGAAGUUUUUUAAGGACUACAACGCGUGUUUUAGUAAACCAACAGGGACUUUUGGUGAUGCUGAGUCCUAUUUCAAGUUCACCUUAAGGAAUCACGAGGAUUUCAACCUAUUUAAAGACCUAAAAGUCAACGAAAGAUUACUUAGAUCCAGCAGAUCUUCAGAAAACUUAGCAAAGCCAAAACUCAAAAAAAGGUUUCUACUAUCAGCUAGAAGUGAUAAACCUCCACCUUUAGACCAAAAAAGCGAACCAAAACUACAGAAAAAAGCAAAGAAAUAUAAACCAAGAUUUAGGACUGAAAUCUCUAAAAAUUUCACUGCAGAUCCAAAGGAAGAAACUGAUUCAGAAGUAGAGGAAUUCCUAUCGCCCACUGGAGGUGACUACGAGGAAUCGUCAAAAAAACUCGUAGUUGACUUAUUUUUUGGCCAGGUAAAUGAACUUUCAGAACCUGAAGUAGAAGAAUCAAAGGAGGUAGCACCACCACAGGAAGUAACAACAUUACCGGAAGUAACAACAUUACAGGAAAUAGUUUCACCACCGGAAGCAGUCAAGAUGGCGGAAGACGAGGAUAUUACUGAAAUGACCACAACAGCUGAAGAUGUUUCAGCAGCUGACGGGGGGGAUGAAAUAGAGAAGGAUGCAAUUGAGAAGGAUGAAAUGGAGGAAGUGGAGGGGAUGAUUAAGCAGGCCUCCAAGGAGUUGGAGGAAGUUGCUGAGGAGAAUCAGAAACUGCUGGACGCGCUUGGAAAUAAAAAAGAUGAAGCGGAAGCGGAAGAUGAAGUAGAAGACGUAGACACCGGUUCAAUCUUCCAAUUUGAUCCCAAAGUCGACUCUGCAGUCAUGAGGGAAUUGGAAGAUUGCGAAAGACAAGCCAAAGAAACAGCAGGUGUCAUAUCAAAGAUUAAAAAGCGAGUGUCUGAACUGAUGACUAAGGAAAAAAUGAGCGAAGCUGAAGCUAAGGAGUUGGAGGCAAUGAACAAGGAACUGAGGUCUCAAAUGAUAAUUUUUGAAGAAAAAACUAGAAGAAUCCAACAAUUGAUUACGCAAGCCAAUUUGUUUGACAAUUAUAAAGCCCCAAGUCCACCAUUACCUGGUGAUGAAGAUAAAUUGCCCAAAGUAAUAGUAUGUGGUCAAACAGAAGAUAACAUGCCCAAAAUAAUUUUGUGUGCAGACAAAAAAAAGGAAAGCACAGGUUUUUCACUUGGUCUAACUCAAAAAAUGGUCAUGCCUUGUACUGCUCGAGGUAGUAGACCCCCAACUGCAUCCGCUCAAAACGGCAUGAUACCCUCAAUGGGUGGAAUGCCGCCACCACAAAUGGGGUAUGGAAUGCCGCAACAGAAUAUGAUGAUGGGUGGCAUGGGGAUGAUGCCUCAGCAGCCAAUGGGCAUUCAGCAGCAAUAUGGCAUGCCUCAGCCCCAAAUGAGGAUGCCUCAGCCCCAGAUGGGGAUGCCCCAGCAACAGAUGGGGAUGCCCCAGCAACAGAUGGGGAUGCAACAGCCCCAGAUGGGGAUGCAACAGCCCCAGAUGGGUAUGCAACAGCCCCGACAGCCGAUGGGGAUGCCUCAGCAGCCGAUGGGUAUGCCUCAACAAGGCUAUAACAGAAUGUCUCGAUCAAUGAAUGUCGUGCCUCAACUGGCGCAAACGUUGAACCAAAGUUUCUGCAUGCAGGAAAAAUUGGCAGCUGAGAAUCAAAAUUUGGAAGGAGCGAGGUAUCGGCUUCAAUCGGACUUGGCCACCAAAGAUACCACUGUGGAAUGCCUGCAGAAACAACUGGACAGUUUGAAACAGGAGAUGCGCAUGGUGUGCAAGGAGAAUCAAUUUUUGAACGAAAAACUUGCAGGGCCGCAAGGAGACAGAAGCUGUGCAAGUAGCACGAAAUCCUCCAAGAAAAUGGGAGGCUGCGAGAAAGGAAAUCGCGGUUCUAUUGAAACACGCAUGCGAAACUACUCGGAGACGACGGAAAACUUGGAAAAGCAACUCGCGUGCAUGGAGAAAAACGUGAGGAUGAUCCAGAACGAUUUGUGCUCCGUACAAAAGGAACGUCAACAUUUGGAACACCACAAAAAACAGAUGGCUUGCCCUCCGGAACCUCAACAUGUUUGCAAUCAACAGCAAAAAAGUGGGUCCCAAAACCAACAACUAUGCGAGCUAAAAGAGCAAUACAAAUGUUUACAAGACGACUUCAAAGGCAAACUAUGCGAAGUGGCCGGUUUAAGAACGGACAACGAGAGGUUCAAAACGUGCAUAGCAAAAAUGGAAGAGGAGAAACAGCUUGCGGAAGACAAAGUCAAAGUGUUGGAGGAAGAGUUGAGAAAACUAAGCGGAAAAGGAACUGGAACGCCGAAGGAAAACAUCAUGGAACUCGAACAAGAGUUGAAAGUUGCUAGACAACGAUUCAGGGAGGCUCAAGACGAGUUGGACGAACUGAGAGCUUUGAUUGAAGACCAACAAACCCAACUGGAUGAUUAUAGAAACAAAUACAUUGUAGCUCAACAAGAAGUUGAAGAGCAACGCCGUCAAAUAGACAUGAUGGAAAUGGAAAACAACCGUAUUAGCGAGCAAGUCAAUUUGGAAAUUCAACGUGUGAAGAACCAGUUCCAGGAAAAACUGCAGGAACUAACUCCACUACCCGAAGUUCUAAAAUGCACCCAAGUUAAGUUGCAGGAAGCUCAGCAGAUGCACAUGCUAGCGGAGAGGAAUAACGAAGCUAUGGCCAGAGAGCUACAACUGUAUAAGGAUAAAAUAGCUGAAAUAACCAAAGAACUAAACGAACUGAAAGGCUCCGAUGAUUCGGAAGAGAUGGCCGAAAAUACGGCGCGUCUGAGGAAGGAGCUGGAAGAUUUGAAGACGGAAUUGGCGUGUUGCAGAGUAAGUUUGACGGAAAUGAAGGAGCUCGCCGAAGAGAAGGACAAGCUGGCGCAGUCGAAGCUGCACGAGAUCGCGCAGCUUCAAGCGCAACUGGAGAGCGUUAGAGAGGAAUCCGCCAGACAAGUGGCCAGAACCAAGGACAGAUGCGAGACCGUGCGAAGGUCCAUGCAGAACCAAAUCUCGGAUUUGGAGAGGCAGUUGGCUCAAAGUAGAGCAACUGCAAGGACAGCGCAGAAAGAUAGGGACGAGAUUCGUCAGAAGAUGCAAGCUCAGAUAAAUAACCUCAACGAGAACUUUGAGGAUGCUCAAAUGAGGAUAAGGAACUUGCAAGGACAUGUCAACUUUCUGAAAACUUCCUACAAUACCGUGUUUACAAUGGACGAAAAAAAGCAAGAGGUGGAUCCGUGCAACUGUGGAAUGGACGAUUUUUAGCAUUUUUUGUACAAUAAAAUUCUUAAUACUAUAUUUUAUAUCUUUUAUUUAACGACGACAAGUUUUGUACAGUGCUUGAGCGGGCGGUGAAGCUUUCCCUUCCGCAGUAACAGCAUAAAGAGCGAUUUCAACAUCGUUUUUGAGAUCCACAUUAUGCAACAUAACCGUGGUACGUUCCCUGCACUUUAAACGCUCCUUCAACUCAUCAUUGGCGUACACUUCGUACCCGAUAACUUUCUCUGUGCGCGGCACUGACCACGUAACUAUUAGACUAUCCUGGCCACACCGUCUUGCAUCCAAAAUUUCAAACCCUGACAAGUCGAGCUUGUUUUUAUUAAUUUUUUUGCAUUCUUCUGUGGCACUGGAAGUCGAUUCAUUGGUGGUAUCGGUGCCGUCUCCCAUGAGUUUAUAGAGAAAACUAUCGCCAUCGCGCGUUUUUAACUCUCCCGUCAUUAUCUCUAUCAUUUGGUCUUUUUUAUUGCACUCUUCCUUAAGGUUGCCCAGAUUCACUUUGAGUUUGGACAUCGUGGCCUCUGCAGGCGAGUUUUUCUGGCACAUGGAUAUCAAAUCGUCGAUGAUUUUUUCCAAACGUAGUAUUUCGUCCCUGCAGUUACACUUUUCUUCGAUACUUUUUUCGAUCUCUUUCUUUAAAGUGGCAUCGUCCAUUUUGGUGAAAUUCAUUGAAUCGCUUUUUUCCGGCUUACGUUUUUUAGACUUUUUCUUUUUCACUUUAUCCUUUUGUUCGCAGUCAUCGCAAUCACACACUUCUAUGACGCAGGAGUUUCUUUUAUGUAGCUGCACCAACGACGAGGUUUUUUUAUUUCUAUCAUCUUCAUUCUUCGCUGUACAUGUAUCACAAGAGCAAUUGGUGGGACCAAAUAUAGGUGGUAUAGUUUUAGCCUCUUCACAUUUAUCUGUGCUUUUGCUAUCUUCUUUUCUCUGGGCAGUGCAUUUAUCGCAGCCACAUGUAUCACAAUUGCAUGGUUGAGCAACGGGAACUUCAAAAGCAGCAGUUUGAUUCCUAGCAUCUACACAUUCAUCUUUCAUGUCUUUUCUUUUACCAUUCUCUUUUUUGCUUUCUGUUCUUUUGGCGGUGCAUAUUUCGCAGCCACAUUUAUCACAAUCGCAUGGUUGAGCUACGGGGACUUCAAACAGAUUUAUAUUCUCUUCUAUUCUUUGCAAUUGUUGACUCUUAUCUUUACAGGGAUCAUGUUUUAUUUCCUUUGCAUCGCCACAAGGAUCUUUUUUGUUUUCUUUCACUGUAGUCGAGGAUUUGGUUUGAACCUCCUUGCAGGGAUCACCUUGACUACCAACUGUCUUACAAUCACAAGGUAUAGCGAUUGGAAUCUCAAAAGCCGACACUACUGCAUCCUUACAUUCUAUGGUGUUCAUGCUUUUAUUUAGCGAGACGUUUUGAGAGACUUUAGAUUUUGCCGUGCAUAUAAAACAUUCGCAUUUGUCAAUGUCCGACUGUGCUGCAUUGUUUGAGAAAAGAACUUUCAAUUCUUUGUUAUCUUCAGUUUUAAAUUCGCACUCUUUACAAAGACAUGUAAGGCAUUUACAACCCUCGGGGUGUACAUCUUUAGGUUUGUUUUUACUACCGGGACAUAUGCAUAUUUUGCAGGCGCAUAUUGAGCAAAAAUCGUUUUUCUUGUCUUCUAAAUUGGCUUUUGAUUCGCGUUUCUUACCCUUACAAGAACAAUCUUUUUUGUCUGUAUCAACAGUAGAGUGGAUUAAAAGACAGUCUGGGCAGAUACAUGGUCCACAUUUACACUUUUCAUCUUCGAUAUCUUUAGCUUUGUUGUUACUUCCAGGACAUAUACAUAGUUUGCAAGCACAAACUUUGCAAAAAUCAUUUGAUGGGUCAGAUAAUUUCGUAGAAUCCUUGCAAGGAUCUUUAGAGUCUCCUCCUUUUUGAUCUUGAGUUUUAAACAUGCAGUCAUCGCAUUUGCAAUCUCUGCAUUCGCAUUUAGGAACAAAUUUAACAUUUGAAGUUUUAGAUUCACUUUUCUUUACAUUCUCUUUGCAUGGAUCAUCCUCCUUUUUCUUAUCUUUAGAGUUUCCUUGGGAUUCACGUUUUACAUCAGCUUUUGAUGCCCUAUCUUUACAAGGAUCGUCCUUAUUAGUGUCUUUAGAUAGUAAAAGACAGUUGGAGCAGUUACAUGGUUCACAUGUACACUUUUUAUCUUCGAUUUUAGGUUUGUUAUUACUUUUAGUACAUUUGCAAAUAGCUUUGAUACACUCUUUAGAGCAUUCAUCUUCUUUUGAUGGGUCCGAUAUUUUCGUAGAAUCCUCGCUAGGAUCUUUAGAAUCUCCUCCUUUUUGAUCUUGAGUUUUAAACAUGCAGCCAUCGCAUUUGCAAGCUCGGCAUUCACAUUUAGGAACAAAUUUAACUGUGGAAGUUUUAGAUUCACUUUUCUUUAUAUCCCCUUUGCAUGGAUCAUCCUCCUGUGUCUUAUCUUUGCUUGGAUCAUCUUUGGAUUCACCAGAUUUUGAUGCCCUAUCUUUACAUGGAUCGUUCUUAUUAGUGUCUUUAGAUAGUAAGAGACAGUUUGAGCAGUUACAUGGUUCACAUGUACACUUUUUAUCUUCAACUUUAGAUUUGCCAUUGCUUUCAGCACAUUUGCAAACAGAUUUGUUGCAAUCUUUGGAGCAUUCAUCUUCUUUUGAUGGGUCUGAUUUUUUCGUAGAAUCCUCGCAAGGAUCUUUAAGAUCUUCACCUUUUUGGUCUUGAGUUUUAAAUUUGCAGUCAUCACAUUUGCAAGCUUGGCAAUCGCAUCCUUUGCUUGGAUCAUCCUUAGAGUUGCUUUGGGAUUUCCCUUUGACGUCAGUUUUUGAUGCCCUAUCUUUACAUGGAUCGUCCUUAUUAUCCUUAUUAUCUUUAGAUAUCAAAAGACAGUGUGAACAGUUACAUGGUUUACAUUUACACUUUUCUUCAUCGACAUCUUUAGAUUUGUUUUUACUUCCAGGACAUAUACAUAUUUUGCAAGCACAAACAUCACAGAAGUCAUCCUCUUUUUUCUUGUCCUUGCACGGAUCAUCUUUAGAGUUGGAUUUGGGUUCACCUUUUUUGCCCUUGCAAACAUCACACUGGCAAACUAUACAAGAACAAUCCGUAUUACUUUUAGCUUUAACAUCGGAUUUUGAUGCGUUAUCUUUACAUGGAUCGUCCUUAUUGCUGUCUUUAGAUUUUAAAAGACAAUCUGGACAGUUACAUGGUUCACAUUUACACUUUUCUUCAUCAACAUCUUUAGCUUUGUUGUUACUUCCAGGACAUAUACAUAUUUUGCAAGCACAAACUUCACAGAAGUCAUCAUCUUUUUUCUUGUCCUUGCACGGAUCAUCUUUAGAGUUGGAUUUUGGUUCACCCUUUUUGCUCUUGCAAACAUCACACUGGCAAACUAUACAAGAACAAUCCGUAUUACUUUUAGCUUUAACAUCGGAUUUUGAUGCGUUAUCUUUACAUGGAUCGUCCUUAUUACUAUCUUCAGAUUUUAAAAGACAAUCUGGGCAGAUACAUGGUUCACAUUUACACUUUUCAUCAUCGACAUCUUUAGCUUUGUUGUUACUUCCAGGACAUACACAUAUUUUGCAACCACAAACUUGGCAAAAGUCUUCAUCUUUUUGGCCAGCACAUUUACAAACAGAUUUGUUGCAGUCUUUAGAGCAUUCAUCCGGUUUCUUUGUUUCGGUUUCACCUUUUUGGUCUUGAGUUUUAAAUAUGCAGCCAUCGCAUUUGCAAGCUCGGCAUUCGCAUUUAGGAACAAAUUUGACAUUUAAAGUUUUGGAUUGAUCUUUUUUUACAUCCCCUUUACAUGGAUCAUCUUCUUUUUUCUUAUCUUUGCAUGGAUCAUCUUUAGAGUUGUCUUUGGAUUUAUCUUCUUUUACAACAUUUUUUGAUGCCCCAUCUUUACAUGGAUCAUCCUUAUUAGUGUCUUUAGCUUUUAAUCGACAGUCUGGGCAUUUACAUGGCCCACAUUUACACUUAUCAUCAUUGACAUCU
Molecule: messenger RNA, 7605 nt
Organism: Brassicogethes aeneus
Lineage: Eukaryota; Metazoa; Arthropoda; Insecta; Coleoptera; Nitidulidae
Source: the annotation of a GenBank genome assembly